Messenger RNA from Cetraspora pellucida, 165 nucleotides. The record is from the annotation of a GenBank genome assembly. Lineage: Eukaryota; Fungi; Glomeromycota; Glomeromycetes; Diversisporales; Gigasporaceae.
UAUGAUCGAUGUUCAUCCCCAACGAUUCAACAAUCGCAAGACCAAUGCAUAGAACUAAAUCAGGCAUGGAUCGAAUGCACGACAAUGAGGCUUCAGAGUGGUGACAUGGUGAACAAUCAGCGUAAUAUUCUACUUAUCUUUGGUAGUGCGUUGGAAGGGCUAAGG